Messenger RNA from Paramormyrops kingsleyae, 3776 nucleotides. Its product is annotated as E3 ubiquitin-protein ligase Hakai-like. Gene Ontology annotation, molecular function: ubiquitin protein ligase activity. The record is from RefSeq and is a predicted model, not a curated record. NCBI's taxonomy places the organism in Eukaryota, Metazoa, Chordata, Actinopteri, Osteoglossiformes, Mormyridae. Gene Ontology annotation, biological process: regulation of cell adhesion; protein ubiquitination.
AUACUAUUUGAACUACUAAUGAAAGAUUGCAACCAUUUAAGUUUGAUGGAACCGUCCAUUGCUUCAAAAUCAAUCGCAUUCAAGCCUCCUUCUUCAAAUGACUUCACUAUAUCAUUCUUCCUAAUAUAAUGAUGCUUGUUUCUCCAAAUGUAAUUGUAAUUAAUUUGAUUUAUCCUCUUGGUUAACCUAUUGGAAACAUAUAAACAUUGUGAAGGAUAAAUAAAACGAGAAAUACCUUCUGUUUUACUUUUUAGUAAGCAAGACGAGUCCAAAGAUGGAGAGGUCUCUUUGUAGCCAACUGUUUAAAAUCUUUUUAGAUUUUUGGGUAAAAUGCUCAAAAUUUAAAUAUUCUCUAUGUAUUCUUUGAGAUUAUAAUACCCAAAUAUUUUACAUCAGUUUUAAUAGCUAUGUUAAGAGGGCUACUAGGCUAGCGUGACUGUGUUGUCCGCCAUUAUUCAAACUUGCCGAAAGUCCCUCCCCUUCCGCUACGUAGUCAAAAUGGCGUCCGUUUAGUGCGAGUAGUGUCCAUCGUUCUGCACUGCGUUUACUGGCCGUUUUCAGUGCACCAUCCGGGUACUUUCAGUGCACUGAAUUUUGGCUUAGUUGUCAGUGUGAACGCACUACGCCCUAAAAUAGCGCACUAAAAGUGCGCAAGUGCGCGAUUUCGGAAACACCCUAUGAAUGAACCGGAUCCGGAACUACGGAUUUUUUUUUUUUUUUGGAACUACGGAUCCAGUAGUACGGUGUACGGAGUACCGACUACCGAGUAGUGACAAGCUCCAUUGUAGACUUGCAGGAUGCCCCCCUUGAUGGAUAUAUCCGCUCCCAGAGAGCACUGCGCCGAGUCAUGGAUCAGAAUGACAACGACUUGCAGGGUACAGAUUCUACAGGGAGUCUGGGAGGGCCUGAUGUCCGUAGACGUAUUCCUAUCAAGCUUAUCUCCAAACAGGCUGUCAGGGCCAAGCCUGUGGCUCGACCACAGCGUGGCCCAAACCGUCUGUCGUCCAAAACACAGCUGGGGGAUGAAGAUGGUUUUGGCUACAAGCAGGAGGAGCGGUUUGAGUGUAAGUCUGGUGAUGCAUUUGGAAGCCAGCGGCGCUUCCCCCAGCAGAUGUUUUGGGACUAUAAGCUGAAUUUGAUUGGUGAGAAGGAUGAGACACCCAUCCAUUUCUGUGACAAGUGCGGCCUACCCAUAAAAAUGUAUGGUCGGAUGAUUCCCUGUAAGCAUGUCUUCUGCUAUGAGUGUGCUGUACUCCACGAGAAGAAGUCUGACAAGAUUUGUCCUGGUGUGUCCCUGUACAGCUGCACGGACCCAGUCCAGCGCAUCGAGCAGUGCCUGAGGGGCUCCCUCUACAUGUGCAGUAUCGUGCAAGGCUGCAAGCGCACCUACCUGUCCCAGCGUGACCUGCAGGCCCACAUCAACCAUCGGCACAUGCGGGCGACAAAGCCAGCGGCAGGGCGCCCCACCACAGGUGGCACUGGGGCAGGCAGUGACCCAUUAGCAGAGCGCUUCCUCCUGCCCCCGGACAAGCACCGUCUGCCCCCACUGCCACACCUCCCAAAGCCACACAUCCUGAUCCCACCCCCCUUGCAACACACAGGUCACAACCCUUAUGGCCAGCCACAGCCGCCACUCGAAGACCUUCGGGCAAGCCAAGCUCCACCCUCCUCCGAUGUUGGGCCUUCCCGCUCCAUCGCCCAGGAGACCUUCCGCAUUGCCACGGUAACCACACGGAAACACAGCAACCUCAUCACCGUGCCCAUCCAAGAUGAUUCCAGCAGCAGCUCCUCCCGUGAGCCCUUACCUCAGCCUGUUCCUGCUCCACCCCCACACCACCACCCUGGGGACUACCCUGGACAGCCUGUUGUGCCUCACCCGCACCACAUGAUGGCGCCACAGCAGCAUUAUGGGCCACCCCCUCCCCCUCCUCCUCCCAUUGGACACCCAAUGCAGCACCCACCCCAGGGCUCAGCAACCACCCACAUGGUAUAUAGCCAGGCCCCACCACCACCCAUGUCUUCAGCUCCACCACCUAUUACCCCACCUCCUGGACACAUAAUUACUCAGAUGCCCCCCUACAUGAACCAUCCUCCACCUGGCCCCCCGGUCAGUGCACCCCUGCCCCUUCACUAUAAUCCAGGCUCCAUGCAACAGUUUCCUGAGGAUCAGGGCACUCUCAGUCCCCCCUUCAGCCAGCCUGGAGGACUGAGUCCUGGGAUGUGGCCUGCCCCCAGGGGGCCGCCUCCAUCGCGAAUGCAGGGGCCUCCACCACAGGGUCAGAUGCCUGGACCUCACCACCCUGACCAGUCUCGCUAUCGUCCGUACUACCAGUAACCCCCCCCAGUCUCCCUCUGGGGUCAGUAAUGAAGAACCCAUAUCGCUUUAUCUCUGCAGUGUCCAACAGUGCUUUAAGCUUUUUGUUUGAUUCAGCAUUUGUAUGGGCCCUGUAUUCAGUGAGCAAGGCAUAGCACAUAAGGGGCGAAAGGUCCCAUUUUCUUUUCACAUAUGGUGUCACUAAUUUAUUAACAAUUUGUUUGUUCCUAAAUAAUUUUAAAUACCCCCUGUCUUUAAGUUUGAGUCUGUGUCAAGGUUGAACAAGCUAUUUUGUUUUCUCUUUGUAAUUAUCUCCAACAGCCGAUUGAGUAUAAGUUGCCGAUGCCUGGUAGCUUGAUGGUUCUCAGAGGGUUUAAAUCUUAGUAAAAAGUGGGUGCUGAGGGACUGCAGUCAGUUUUCUUAGUCUGAGGGCUCUAUAGUAUCCCCGUUUUUUGUGGCCAUAGCCCUUGUUUCUUUGACAGCUGAUGAGGGCCCAUCUCUCCCUGGGUCCUUGCUUUAUCUGAUUGUUUGAGCAAUGCCAGCCCUUUGUUCUUUCCUCUAUUGCUUGGUACUAAUUUUCUGCAUCAAUUAGAUGUCUUGGAAUCUCACUCCACAUCAGUGAUAGGUUUGAUACAAUGUAAUUGUCUGAAACAGUUACCCCUUCAACAUCCUUGGAGUCCAUUAAGUGUAAACUGAUUUUGGCAAUGAGCCAGUUAUUCUUGAAAGGCUAAGCAUAGUGACAUUUUUGUUAUUUGAAUGAUGACUCUAGGUAUAAUUAAGAUAAAUAGGAAAUCUGCACAUCAUGCAGUAGUCUGGAACAGCAAAUAUAAUUGUGGUUUUGGAGCUGGACUUCACCAGGAGGAUGCAGUUAACAUGGAAGAAAAUGUUAAAUAAAACACCAAUUUCUUGAAUAAUGAAAUCUGAUAAGCAAAUGAAUCUGGUUAUUUUAAGACUGUUAUUUAGUUGGACUGUGAAAACUUGCCUGCUAACCCCAUCUCCAUACAUCCCCAGUGUAAUAAUCCCAGUGGGUCUGGGGGUGACACCCCCCCCGCCCCGUUGGUGGGGUUAUUGCUAUAGACCUUGAGAGCUGCCGUGCUGUGGUGUUUCUGUACAUAUUUUAACGUAUGAUUUACACUUGAAAUGUGUGGAGAAAUUCUUUUAACAGUGUAUUCGGAGAUGGUCCUUCAGCACCUAAGCUGUAACUACCAAGCCAUAUAUCAGGUCUCAUCCAUUUGGUGGACAGUGCAGUAAUUGUACAGUCAUGUGCAACUACAACUGAAGUGUCCCCUUAAUAAUUAUUCUCUGUAAGGUGCCUGGAUCAACUGGUCUUUAUUGCAAUAAUCUUAUUGUGCUACCAAAUGACUAAUAGAAUUGUGCUAUCACGACCAGGAUAAGUUAUUAGAAGAUGAUGGGUGGGUUAUUUAACAACACAAAAAUGAAAAUAAAUCCAUUUUUCCCCAAA